This is a messenger RNA of Spinacia oleracea (spinach), 1080 nucleotides long. Its product is annotated as F-box/LRR-repeat protein At1g55660-like. The transcript is spliced from 2 exons. Gene Ontology annotation, molecular function: protein binding. The coding region runs from base 1 to 1080 and encodes 359 amino acids. Lineage: Eukaryota; Viridiplantae; Streptophyta; Magnoliopsida; Caryophyllales; Amaranthaceae. The record is from RefSeq and is a predicted model, not a curated record.
AUGGCAACAAUCUCAAAGAUAGAAAAGUUGAGCAAUGGUGUUGACAAACGUUCCUCACUUCCGGACAACAUUCUUGGUGAAAUACUGUCACUCCUCCCGAUAAAAAACGCCACCACCACUUCAAUCCCGGCUCAACGCUGGAAACACCUUUGGUCCCUUCAUCGUCACGCAGUCUUUUGCUGCCCCUCCGGUGUAGGACUGCCUAGAUUAUGUGAAGCUGUCGACCAUGUUCUCCGACACUUGAGCCCUCAAAUUGAAACCUUCUCCAUAGAAUUUCCUUAUGUCACCAUUAGAAACGCAAACAGAUUAAACCUCUGCUUAGCGUAUUUGAGUAGAUGGAUUCCUGAAGUUUGCGGUCGAAAUGUUACCAGAUUGAUUAUAUCUAUUAGCAGGAACAUUUACAAUCCAGUUUAUACGGUCUCGUCUUGUGUUUUUGGAGCCAAAACCUUUCAGCAUCUGGAGUUGAGGGGCAAUAUCCUGCUUAAGACAUGUUCGGCGUUAGAGCGUUUUAACCUGGAAUUUAAUUCGAUAGCUGAGGUUUUGUUGGUAGAUAUAUGUUCAUCCUCGUUGAGAUUUCUUCAAAUUCGUAAGUAUGGCACAUCUAGCUCGUGUAGGAUCAAUAUUGAUGCUCCGAUGAUGGAGACAUUUGAUAUAUACGAUACUCUUGUAUCAUAUCAAUUUGUUAACCGGCCGACUUUGUUGAACUUUGCUAAAGUUAUAUUCCGCCUUCCAAUCUGGGAUAGUGCAGAUGACGAAAUUCUAGUCGUCACCAAGAUAACAAAUUUCAUUAGUGUAAUUUCGAAAGUGAAGAAGCUUGAGCUAGGUUGUGAUCUUGGUUUGUUCUUUGGCAACGAUUUUGCGGUUAUCAAUUCUGGUAUAUGGUUGACAUUUUCCAAUCGGACCGAGCUAGUAGUAAAUCUGCGUUAUAAAACUCCACCAUUACCACAAAGUGUGUUAAGCAAGCUUAGAAUGGUAACUGUAAGUGGAGUGAAUCGGGAAGAAGAACAUCAACUGGGGUGGGUGAAAGAUCUUCUAAACAAUGCACCUCUUUUAAAGGAACUACACGUGCUUCCACUUUAA